AUGAGGAUGCUUCAAGUGCUAAAUAGCACUCGUGGGCCGCCUCAUCCGAUCCAUCAUCCUCCGGAAGUGCCCGACCAGGAAGAGCCCGAACAGUCGGAGGAUUUACGCGAGUUCGUGGAGAUCGAGGAUGAUGAUGAUAACUACUACGGCUACCACGAAGGAGGCUGGGUGGAUAGUGAUACUGAGGAGGAGCCCAUGGAGCUGCCUGAGGACCACCCAGACGCUAUAGGUGACAGCAAUGAGGAUGCUGCAGGAGGAGACGGUGCCGAUCCAGGUGCUGUAGAAGGAGACAAGGCUGAAGAUGGUGAUGAUGACCCAGCUGCACCUGAUGGUGGUGACGAGGAUCUAGAUGAUGAUCCAAAGCCAGCCAACACAGUAGACCAACUGCCACCAAUCGCCUAG
Panicum hallii is the source of this 402-nucleotide messenger RNA. Its product is annotated as histone chaperone ASF1-like. The record is from RefSeq and is a predicted model, not a curated record. Bases 1 to 402 code for a protein of 133 amino acids. Lineage: Eukaryota; Viridiplantae; Streptophyta; Magnoliopsida; Poales; Poaceae. The transcript has a single exon.